Messenger RNA from Durusdinium trenchii, 585 nucleotides. NCBI's taxonomy places the organism in Eukaryota, Dinophyceae, Suessiales, Symbiodiniaceae. The record is from the annotation of a GenBank genome assembly.
AUGUCAAGUCCCAGUGGGUCAAAGAACCGAUGGACGCCAGAAGAUGAGUGGGCGCUGUCUCUUCUCAUGCAGAAGAGGAUGAAUGCCGACACAACCGGCAGCUUUGGUCCACCUUCCUUGCCAGAGAAAGGUGGAUAUGGAUUGAAGACAGCAGGAGCCAUGCAUGACGGCUCAAAGCGGCGGCUGGUUGCGGAUUCAGAGACUUCUGCAGAGUGGGAGCAAGUGGAUGCCAGCGGCCCCUCGUCAUCGUAUGCUGGCAGGGUUCGACCGGAUGACACGGCCUUGGAAGAGGCCAUCAUUGCGGCAUUGGAUGCCUCACCUGUGAUCGGGGCGGCAGCAGCUCAAGAAGUCUCAUUUGGCCAGUACAAAGCAAAGUACAGCUACCAGGAGGUGGCCACGGAUAAGACCUUGUGGGAUUAUAGAAAGUGGGUUCGCACUCACAUCAACCAGCGGACGAGCAAAGGAGCGGCAUUGGACUUCGCCAAGUAUUUGAAAGCCCAUGAUGCGCGUCAUGGACAGGUGAAGCAGAUGCCCGUGAUCCCAGGAACUGCAAUUCCACGGCAGUUCAAGGAGGACGAUCCAUGA